Messenger RNA from Sungouiella intermedia, 2202 nucleotides. Lineage: Eukaryota; Fungi; Ascomycota; Pichiomycetes; Serinales; Metschnikowiaceae. The record is from the annotation of a GenBank genome assembly.
AUGGCUGUUUCCAAACGCAAAAAGCAAGUACAGAUCAAAACUGCCCCGGUUGCAAAUAAAGAUGGCAUUCCAUAUGACUACUUAGUUGUUAUCGACUCGGGAUCCAAAGGUUCCAGAGUGUACGUGUACAACUGGUUGAACCCUCAGCAUGCCUUAGAAGCCGGGAUUGAUUUGUCACUGGGCCCUCGACUUAAUUUGGUAAGAGAAUUCACAAGAGAUAAGAGCGGCGAAGGUAAGGAAGACCAGGACCAGGACACAGAUUCCGACACAGACUCGGAUGCAGAAUCCGACCUUGAACCAAAUGACAAGUCAGGCUCGGUAAGGUUUCCCAAGAUUCAUUCAGGAAAAAAAUGGCAUCACAAGAUGACGCCAGGAAUUUCAAGCUUCAACCAGAGUCCUCAGAAAGUUGGUAAUCACCACUUGAGUUAUCUUCUCUCGUUGGCUAGUGUUGUGGUUCCCAAGUCAGAACAUUCAAGAACACCAAUCUUCUUACAUGCCACAGCAGGUAUGCGGAUCCUUCCUCCCAAUGAGCAGGAACCUAUUUUAGAGAAUGUGUGUCUUUACUUCUCCUCCAACUCGGAUUUCUACAUUCCGGAUUGUAAGUCUCACGUCAAUAUUAUCGAUGGAGACGUGGAAGGUUUAUAUGGCUGGCUUUCCAUAAAUUACAUGUUGGGAGCGUUUGACCACCCCGAAGAUCACCAGCAUGGCAAGAAUCACAGCACUUAUGGGUUGUUGGAUAUGGGAGGUGCAUCUACUCAAGUGGUUUUCCUGCCUAAUUCUACAGAAGCUGCUGAACACAACAACAAUUUGUAUAAAAUAACUUUAAGUGCGUUGCCCCAACUUGCAAAUUCAGACAAACGGGAAGAUACCAUCGGUAAUUACCUGCUCCCCGAGCUGAAGGAAUAUGAUGUGUAUUCAGAUUCCUUCUUGGGAUUUGGCAUGUUCCAAGCUCGUAACAAGUACCGAAAAUUCCUACUUGACGAUUACCGGAAAGCACAAGACUUGCCAGAAGAUGCCUAUCGAUUCCGUACACCUAUCUCAGAUCCUUGUUUGCCAAAAGGCUUUACAACCACUGAUGAAAUAAAUUCCCACAAUUUGGAUUUCAUUGGCGAGAGCAACUUCGAAGGUUGUUUGAAGUCUAUUUUCCCCGUGCUUUCGAACGCUACGCAUACAUCAGGAACUGGCAAAUUUGAGGGCGAUUGCCAGCAAUUGAGCGAGACAAGCCGCGUGAGCUCAUGCUUGCUAAAUCAAUUCAUACCAUCUUUUGAUUUUGACAUCAACCAUUUUGUUGGCGUCAGUGGAUACUGGGAUGCGCUCAACAAAUUGCUAUCCACUGAUACCAAUCCCUCCAAAGAUGAAUACACUGAGAAGUAUGAUUACAAUGUGAUCUACAAAAAGACAAAAGAGCUAUGCUCGCAACCACUUAAAGAGUUAUUGCAAUUAAACCACCUCAAAACCAAAAAAGAGAGAUUGAAGGAGGAUGAGUUGGCCGAACUUUGUUUUAAGUCUUCUUGGAUCCUCAAUUUUUUGCAUGUGGGGCUAGGGUUCCCCAGAUUUGGAAUAGAUGAAGUGCCCAACAAAGAUGAAAAAUUCAAAUCACUCGAAUUAGUUGAAAAAGUGGGAGGGUCGUCAUUUUCGUGGACUAUGGGGAGAGCCAUCCUAUAUGCCAACGAUGAGUACGCCCAGGCUUUCAAUAACUACACUUUGAAAGUCCGGGGCGAGAACAAAGAUCCAAUUCCUCGCCCAGGAUAUUUGUUUUCUGCUGCAGAAGGAUCCUUCUAUUAUGGCGCCGAACCAUUAGGUGUGCCUCCUCGUCCGCUUUAUACACCAGCAGUGGAAGGUGCUACAUAUCCACACUUUGACUACGAGAAGAAUUUCAAAGACGGAUCGGAGCUGAAAUGGUACAUUCAACCACAUCGGUUCUAUGGAGAAGUCAUUUUUGUUUUGCUUAUUGCGGGAACGAUUUUCUUAAUGAUGGGCAGAUCUGGAAGAUCUUUAAUUAUUCAGAGAUUGUUCGACAAGGUGUCUAAUGUGAAGCGAAUGGUACUCGCGAAAUUCGGUGUUCACAAUGGAGCUUAUUUGAGUGUCGCUGGAGAAGAGAAUACGCUUCCUAACUUUGAAUUGGAGGAUCUUCCCAGCUCUGCAAAAUCUAGCACCAAUGACGAUGAACAAUUCACAAUUGACAGCGAAGAAGAAGUAUGA